This is a messenger RNA of Linum tenue, 2175 nucleotides long. The record is from the annotation of a GenBank genome assembly. NCBI's taxonomy places the organism in Eukaryota, Viridiplantae, Streptophyta, Magnoliopsida, Malpighiales, Linaceae.
AUGUUGACUGAGUACUUUACUCUUAAUCGCAUGGACCCACAAGCUAGAUCACUUACAUAUGCUGAAAUACCUACUGCUUAUACAUUUCAUCUCAGGCCAAAACAUUGGGCUAGGCGGAAGCAAGGCUAUGUCAUUGGUCGUAUAGUCUUUAUCCCUCCAGGGACAACUGAUGUCUAUUUUUUGCGCAUGCUGCUGACCAAGGUGAGUGGUGCUACGAGCUUUGAAGACCUUAUGAUAGUUGACGGUGAAGUUUGUAAAGAUUAUCAAGAUGCAUGUCUCAAACGCGGUUUCUUAACCGAUGAUAAUGAGCCUCAAGCAACUAUGGUGGAGGUCGGCCAAUGGGGAAUGCCAGCCUUGCUCAGAUCUUUGUUUGUCAUGAUUCUGGUGCAUUCUGAGGUUGCUGACCCAAGGGCAUUGUUUGAAGCUAAUUGGAAACUUCUAGCAGACGAUUUCUCCUAUCGAACCCGACGCGGUUUGGAGCUGCAGCACUUUCAACCACCAACUGAAUAUUUGCAGAAUGAAGUGUUGAAGCAUAUCGAGGCUCUUCUGCAUAGGCACUCAAAAAAACUAGCUGAUUUUGGCUUGCCGCAACCUGCUGACCAUAUUGAUAGUGUGGUUGGAAAUAGAUUAAUUUGUGAACAGCUCAAUUAUGAUGUCUGCAUGCAGGAACGCAUGGCCGUUGAGAUUUUCUCAACAUUGAAUCGUGGUCAGGCUGAGGCCUACCACAAGAUCAUGGCUUCUGUACACGAAGGGGCAGGAAAAUUCUUCUUCCUGUACGGCCAUGGUGGUACAGGGAAGACCUAUCUGUACAACACAAUUGUUGCAAAACUCCGUAGUCAGCAAAAAAUCGUUUUAGUGGUUGCAUCAUCGGGUAUUGCGGCUACUCUACUUCCAGACGGAUCAACCGGACAUUCUAGGUUCAAAAUUCCAAUUGAGAUCGUUAAAAAGGGCACUCAUUUGGCAGAGUUACUAAAAGCAACCUCGCUCAUUGUGUGGGACGAAGCACCGAUGACUCAUCGCUAUUGCUUUGAAGCUUUGAACAAGACUUUAUGCGACGUCAUGGAUGUGCCUUACAGUGGAGAUAGUCACAAGCCAUUUGGUGGCAAGACAGUCCUGCUUGGUGGGGAUUUUCGGCAAAUCCUGCCAGUUGUUCCAAACGGUGGUCGUGAGGAAACUCUUAGUGCAUCAAUCGUUCGUUCUCCACUCUGGUCGCACUGCAACCUUCUCUGUCUAGACCAGAAUAUGCGCAUUAAUCAAGAUGCUGUUAAUGAAACCGCUAUAUUCAGUGGAAUGACAUUCCCACAAUGGGUUCUUGCUGUUGGGAAUGGGGUUGCACCUACUGUUUCCUUGGAUGAAAGUCCUGAAAGAACGUGGAUGAAGAUUCCUCAAUGCCUACUCUUGCCACAGGAAGGUGAAUCCAUUGAGCCAGUUGUUAAUUUUGUAUUCCAUGGACUGCUCGAGGCUUACAGGUCAGUUUCCUUCCUCAAGAGUCGGGCCAUUGUCACACCGACAAAUGAAACCGUCUCUGCGAUAAAUGCUUCUAUUCUUUCGUGCAUUCCUGAGGAGACAAAAAACUACUAUAGCACAGAUAGUUUGUGCGCUGAAUCAACGGACAACUCAGACUUGGAUACACUGUAUCCCAUUGAAUUCCUGAACUCUCUUUCUUUUAAUGGGAUGCCUGAGCAUGAACUAACUCUGAAGCUUUAUGCACCCAUCAUGUUGCUUCGGAAUAUAGAUCCAUUGGCUGGUAUGUGUAAUGGAACACGCCUAAUGGUGACACAUCUUGGAGAAAAUGUGAUAAAGGGAAUCAUACUCACCGGUACUUACGAGGGUACAGUGGUCGCUAUACCGAGAAUAGCUCUGAACUUUAGUGAUCACAAAUGGCCUUUCACAAUGAAACGCCGCCAGUUCCCGGUACGACUCUGCUAUGCCAUGACAAUCAACAAGAGCCAAGGCCAGACACUAGAAAAGGCAGGGGUUUUCUUGCCAAAACCAAUAUUUAGUCAUGGCCAGUUAUAUGUGGCAAUUUCUCGAGUUCGCUCGGCAGCAGGCCUCAGAUUCCUCAUACACAAUGACGGUAGUCUUCCCCAUGACUGCACCAAGAACAUCGUCUACACUGAGCUGUAUUCUGAAUUAUCCUACCCUGGUAACUUUGCAUUCUGCCUUACACUUUAG